Molecule: messenger RNA, 783 nt
Organism: Lactuca saligna
Lineage: Eukaryota; Viridiplantae; Streptophyta; Magnoliopsida; Asterales; Asteraceae
Source: the annotation of a GenBank genome assembly
AUGAGAGAAACUGGAGAGUGGCAGGAAGUCCGGCGUCGGAAGAGAAAAGAAGACAAUGAAGACAUAAACAAAUCAGCAAUAUCCUAUUUCUUCCAGAAUUUUCCCGCAUCAGUUGGAAGAAAGAGAUUUAUGGAGGAUAUUUCAAGAAUAUGGUCUGGUAGUAGACGUAUACAUUGCAAAGAAAAAGAACAUAAAAAACAAGAGCUUCGCAUAAACUUAGCAAGAUUCCAACGUAGAAAACCGCCACCCCGACACCAACCCCAUGACUACCCAGAACGAUCCUACCCUAUCAUGGCUGACAGCCAAGAAAAAUACAACCAUCAUCAUUCAGGAACGUACCACCAUAUAACAAAACACCACAGAAGAAUCAACCAUCCCAAUCAACAUCCUCCUUACAAAACCUAUGCUGAAGCAGUCCAAGGAAUCCCUCUCAACCCAUACUCACCACCUACCACAAACCAUCCAGAAGCACCGCAGCACAAAGUGCCAAUGGUCAAAAUGUCAUCCACUCCGGAAACCAAGGAAUUUCUGAAGAGAGCACUCAUAGGUGAAACCGAAAACUUUCAAACCCUAAUGAACGUGAAAGCUUUCAAUGAUGUCGAAGGAUGCCCAAACAUUGUUAUGAGAUAUCUGGGGGGUCUUAAGAUGCUUGUCGAAUUUGAAAGUGAGUCAGAGAAGAAUAAAAUGUUGACAGAGGAGAGCAUAUAUGGAGACCAUGGUUCAAAAAUCUAUACCACUGGAAACCGGAAGAAAACUUCAAUGAGAGAAUUGCUUCCAUCAUGA